Melampsora larici-populina 98AG31 is the source of this 633-nucleotide messenger RNA. RefSeq lists its product as uncharacterized. NCBI's taxonomy places the organism in Eukaryota, Fungi, Basidiomycota, Pucciniomycetes, Pucciniales, Melampsoraceae. The coding region runs from base 1 to 633 and encodes 210 amino acids. Gene Ontology annotation, molecular function: GDP binding; GTPase activity; GTP binding. Gene Ontology annotation, cellular component: plasma membrane. The record is from RefSeq and is a predicted model, not a curated record. Gene Ontology annotation, biological process: signal transduction. The transcript has 6 exons.
AUGGGCCGAAAGUCAUCUACGAAGCCAUUGGCGAACAGGUUGACGAUUGUCAUAGUCGGUGAUGGUGGCGUUGGAAAGUCUAGCAUGACGCUACGGUAUAUCAAGGACGAAUAUAAUGACACCUAUGAUCCCACUAUCGAUGAUAGCUUUCUAUUCACAACAAUGGUCGAUAACGUUCAGUGGCAAAUUGAAAUUUUGGACACUGCUGGCCAGGAGGAAUAUCGAGGAUUGUGGGUGGAGCACGCUAUCUCUCAAGGCGACGCUUUCGUAGUCACCUAUGCUAUCAACUCGAUCGGAUCUUUCAACGCUGUUCCAAGUUUUUUGGAGAUUAUCAAGAAUGCAAAGAAAAAUUCCACGAGUCAACUUCGCGACCCACCCGCGGUUUCCAACAUGAGGCCAAAAGAUUAUCCUUUUCCAUUUGUUGUCGCUGGAAACAAGUCUGACCUGACUGACUCGAGACAAGUAGCAGAAGAUACAGGGUAUAAACUGGCAGAUGCAGCAGGCGGGAUGUUUUUAGAGUGCUCGGCGAAAGAAAACAUCAACAUACAGGAACUGUUUGCUGGACUUGUGCGAUCAAUUGUCUGGUUGCGUCAGAAGCAAAAUGCCUUGGGCCGCGAUCCAACGAACAUGUAG